Molecule: messenger RNA, 2814 nt
Organism: Capronia epimyces CBS 606.96
Lineage: Eukaryota; Fungi; Ascomycota; Eurotiomycetes; Chaetothyriales; Herpotrichiellaceae
Product: leucyl-tRNA synthetase
Exons: 3
Coding region: 1-2814 (937 amino acids)
Biological process (GO): mitochondrial translation; leucyl-tRNA aminoacylation
Cellular component (GO): mitochondrion
Molecular function (GO): leucine-tRNA ligase activity; aminoacyl-tRNA deacylase activity; ATP binding
Source: RefSeq, a predicted model, not a curated record
AUGCUGAUAGGAUUCACCUUUCGGCAGUCUCCGCGGCUGACCUUUGUUCGCUCAUUCAGCUCUUCUUCCCACCGACCUGCUGUCUCCCACACCUCCUCUCGAUUGGACUUCCGCGCCAUCGACUCUAAAUGGCAGCAGCAAUGGGCCUCGGAGGCCGGUCUUUCGAGGCGGCGGCAAUCAUCUGAGAAGUGCUAUGUCCUUCCUAUGUUUGCCUACCCAUCGGGGUCACUGCACAUGGGGCACCUACGGGUUUACACGAUAUCCGAUGUCAUAGCUCGCUACAGGCGGAUGAGAGGCGAUGAAGUACUACAUCCAACGGGCUGGGACGCUUUUGGAUUGCCAGCCGAGAAUGCUGCUAUCGAACGCGGGAUUGAUCCAGCCGUCUGGACGGAAGACAACAUGGCAAAGAUGAAAAAGCAGCUCCAGAGCAUGAAUACCAGCUUCGAUUGGGAUGCCGAAAUAUCAACAUGUUCGCCAUCAUUCUACAAGCAUACUCAGGCACUUUUCCUCAAAUUGUAUCAUCGUGGACUGGCAUAUCAAGCAGAAGCAUUGGUGAAUUAUGAUCCAGUUGACAAAACUGUCCUUGCUAAUGAACAGCAGGUCGACAGCAGUGGCCGCUCUUGGAGAUCUGGAGCUUUGGUACAACAGAUCAAACUUCGUCAAUGGUUCUUUCGCAUCACCGCGUACCGGGAGGCUUUGCUCCGUGACCUCAACUAUCUGUCCGAAGGUGAUAAGUGGCCCGAAAGGGUGCUAUCGCAGCAGCGAAACUGGAUCGGCCGGUCUACUGGCGCACGCAUUCAAUUUGACUUGCAGAGAGACAUGGGAACGUCGGUGCCCGUCCGUGUUUUUACAACACGACCAGACACGCUGCUCGGUGUAGAAUACAUCGCUCUUUCUAUGACCCAUCCUCUUGUACAGCAGUUGGCAACACAGUCUCCCGAGUUGCAGCGAUUUCUAGACAAGCGAGCAUCCUUUCCACCAGACUCCAAGGCAGGGUUCGAGUUACCGCUUCGCGCCCUCCACCCGCUUUCCCAUAUCCUCGAGACCAACCAAGAGCCACUUCCCGUCUUUGCUGCGCCCUACGUGCUCGAUGAUUACGGCGAGGGAGCGGUGAUGGGCGUCCCUGCGCAUGACUCUCGUGACUUGAGCUUCUGGAAACUCCACAGACCUUCGUCUCCCAUCACUGUCGUCGUUAGAUCUGCAAACGCCGAUGCGUCUCAAACCCAAAUCUAUCCUGCAGAAUUGACCGAAGCAUAUACAAAUGCCGGCUUUUUGACUUCGGCAUGCGGGCCGUACGCAGGGCUGUCUAGCCACGAUGCCAGCCUGAAAAUUGUGGACGACUUGAAGAAAGAUGGCCGGGGAGAACCGUAUGAGACAUGGAGGUUGCGUGACUGGCUGGUAAGCCGCCAGAGAUACUGGGGAACACCGAUUCCCAUUGUGCAUUGUCCCGAUUGUGGAACAGUGCCUGUCCCUACUGAAGACCUCCCGGUCGUGCUACCUCAGCUCGAUUCGUCUGUCAAAGGGCAGACGGGUAAUCCUUUAGAUAGGAUUGAUGCUUGGAUCAAUUGCGAAUGUCCGAAAUGUGGCCAUCCCGCCAAAAGAGAAUCGGAUACGAUGGAUACCUUCGUCGAUUCUGCGUGGUACUUCAUGCGCUUCCCAGAUCCAUCCAACGAGGAUGAGCUUUUCUCCCCACAGUCAGCUACGAGCAUGCUUCCAGUCGAUAUCUACGUGGGUGGAGUCGAGCAUGCAAUCCUGCAUCUGCUCUAUGCUCGAUUUAUAUACAAGUUCUUAUGCAGUGAGGGCCUCGCUCCCAGCCAGGUAGGCAACGAGGAGCCCUUUCAACGGCUUGUGGCCCAAGGUAUGGUUCAUGGAAAGACGUUUUCUGACCCAGACACCGGUCGGUUCCUGUUAGCUGGGGAAGUUGACAAUGAUGGCGAAACCCCUCUUAUGAAGUCAAGCGGAAAGCCAGCAAAGGUUAGCUGGGAGAAGAUGUCCAAGAGCAAGCAUAACGGCGUAGACCCGUCUGCCGCGAUUGACAAAUUCGGAGCCGAUGCUUUACGGGCUCACAUCCUAUUUGCAGCCCCGGUCAGCGAAGUUUUGCAAUGGGACGAGAAAAAGAUCACCGGGAUUCAACGGUGGUUUGGCCGCGUGAAUCGGCUAGUAUCUGAUCUUAUUGCUGAAGAAGCAGUUGGCGGAGUUGAUGAUCUAUCGAUGGUCCUCAAUGAUCUCCACUCGCUAUCUGAAGACGACAUCCAGAUCCUGCUGAUAGCGCAAGCCACCUGCAGGAGUAUCUCUCAAACUUUCUCCAACGACAUCUACAGCCUGAAUACCGCAGUCUCCGAUCUCAUCAAACUUACGAACGCGCUUCAUGAAACCGGAGUGAAGAGCUUGAAACCGGCAAUUGCAUAUCACACAAUUUCCGCACUGCUGCGAAUGAUGGCUCCGAUAACGCCGGCCUUUGCUGAAGAAUGCUGGCAGGGUCUGACGGCCGGUGCUAAUACAGGAAGCAUCUUUAGCACGACUUGGACGAGUGAUGUGAUUGCCCCGGAGCAAGAAUCCUUGUUGCGAAGCCGCAAGAAAUCCAUGACGUGUGCAGUUCAGAUCAACGGCAAGCUUCGAUUCACCACGCAGAUCCCAUCCGGUCAAGCUCAGGGUACGUCUGCGGCCGAGAAGGCCGCAAGGGAGACAGAAAUAGUCGAUGCAGUGCUCAAAACAGACAACGGCCGAGUGUGGCUGACAGAGAAGCAUGACUGGGGGAAGCGGAAAAGAGUAGUUGUCGUUGGCGGAGGCAAAGUGCUGAACGUGGUCUUCUGA